AUGGCGAAAAUCACAACUUAUCUGUCGGCUGUGUUGCUGUCCAUUGGAGGUUUCCUCUUCGGAUAUGACAGCGGUAUUGUCACCUCUACGAUCGGCCAGACUGAAUUCAUCAAGUACUUCAACAACCCCAAUGACACUGUUACUGGUGGUAUCGUUUCCGCAUUCCAGGGUGGUGCCAUCUUGGGUACGAUAAUCAACAUGUUCAUCGGCGAUCGCCUAGGCCGUAAGAUGUCCGUAUUCACCGGUGCUUGCAUCUCAUGCUUCGGAUGUGCUUUGCAAGCCGGCUCUGUCAACAUGACCAUGCUCAUCAUUGGUCGAUUUAUCGCCGGUGCCGCAGUCGGUAUUCUCACCUCGAUCGUACCAAUGUACGCCGGUGAGAUGGCCGAGGCUGCCACUCGUGGUAUGAUGUCUGGUCUCUUACAAUGGAUGUUGAGCUGGGGUUAUUUGGUCGCCCAGUGGCUCGGGUAUGGACUUUCAUUUGUGGAAACCUCUGUUCAAUGGCGUUUCCCUCUCGCUUUCCAAUGUAUUCCUGGUCUGAUUCUUGCCGGCGGCGUGUGGUUCUUGAACGAGUCUCCCCGGUGGUUGAUGGAGAAGGAUCGCCAUGACGAGGCUCUUGCCACCCUGCAAAGACUGCACGGUGAUGGCACCCAGGAGAAGGAACAAUACAUUGAGCUGGAAUUCCAGGAGAUUCGCGAAGCGAUCGAGGCCGAGCGCGCAUCAACCAAGAUCACCUGGACCUCCAUCCUCACCAAGCCCUCUUGGCGCCGUCGCCUUAUCCUUGGAUGUGCUGUGCAGGCCUUCGGUCCCCUGUCCGGUAUCAACGUUAUCAACUACUACGGUACUCGUAUCUACGCAUCGCUGGGAAUCGAUACCCACACUUCUCUCAUGAUCAUUGGAAUCUCCGGAGCUCUCUCGAUCGUAUACUGCACUGGUGGUCUCUGGGCUCUGGAGAGAGUCGGCCGCAUCAAGCCUCUCAUCAUCGGAUCCCUUGGUAUGGCGCUGGCUCUGGUUUGCAAUGCUGCCAUGUCGCAACACUAUGAUGAAAGCAACACCAACCAGCUCCGUGCUAUGGUCGCUAUGAACUUCGUCUUCAGCUUCUUCUACACUUUCAUCGGCAUCAUCUCAUGGGUCUACCCUGCUGAAAUCUUCCCUGUGGAUAUUCGUAACCAGGGUAACUCGGUUACCACCUUCACGAACUGGACCAUCAAUCUGGUCUUUGCUCAGUUCUCGCCAACGGCCUUGUCCAAUAUUGGAUUCCGUUAUUUCUAUGUUUUCUUCGUGUUCAACUUGAUCGCUAUGGUUUGCUACAUGCUCUUCUUCCCUGAGACUAAGGGCAAGACUUUGGAACAGAUGGAUGUGCUGUUUGGUGACAAUGAGGUACCGCUUUCUGCUGCUGAAAAGGUCGGUGCUGAAGUUGAACAUGCGGAGUAA
Penicillium verhagenii is the source of this 1431-nucleotide messenger RNA. RefSeq names its product sugar porter family MFS transporter. The record is from RefSeq and is a predicted model, not a curated record. Gene Ontology annotation, molecular function: carbohydrate:proton symporter activity. Lineage: Eukaryota; Fungi; Ascomycota; Eurotiomycetes; Eurotiales; Aspergillaceae. Gene Ontology annotation, biological process: carbohydrate transport; transmembrane transport. Bases 1 to 1431 code for a protein of 476 amino acids. The transcript has 3 exons. Gene Ontology annotation, cellular component: membrane.